AGUAAUUCGCCUGGAAGUAGUGCUACGGCCCCUUGUGGGUUACCCGGCCAUUACUGAUGAAAAAGAUAAAAAUUUUCUCCGGUUUUUGCGGCGGCCCCGUGCAGGAGCGCUUAUUAGGCCACUACCCAAAAUAGCAGCCAUUAGAGAGCAAAAGACGUGCUUUCCCACAUUUCGCCCCCAAAAUGGCUGGUGCUGCAGGCCGUGCAUAUUGUCCAGGUCAUCUUGCUGCUGAUCCAAAACUCUUGGCCCCGUUCAACUGCCGCUAUUUAUUAGCCUGUUCGGCAUCGCUUGGAUGUGCCGUAUCCGUUGGUUUCAGGGUUCAGUGUUUUAUGAGAAAAAGGAAGAAAUAUCAACAAAUUUGCAUAUUCGGUCAAAUAGCUUUGGGCGGCAUUCCCCAAGUACAAGUGAGCAACAACAGACGAAUGAUUCGGAAGCAGGUAGUUCUGUUUGGAGUCGGAGAAUCUAGAGAUUCAUAUUACAGUUUGUGUUGGUCAUGGUUCCACGCAUCAUAACUUCAUUUUACUUCAAACACUUUGUUUUACACUGGUUAAACUAACACUACUGGGAUUCUGAUUAGAUGUUUAUUACUAAACCUUGCGUUAACAAACGAACACGCUGGACGGCACACGGCCGUAGGCCGUUCGUAUUCUCAUUAUU
Messenger RNA from Suhomyces tanzawaensis NRRL Y-17324, 657 nucleotides. RefSeq lists its product as uncharacterized. The record is from RefSeq and is a predicted model, not a curated record. The transcript has 2 exons. NCBI's taxonomy places the organism in Eukaryota, Fungi, Ascomycota, Pichiomycetes, Serinales, Debaryomycetaceae. The coding region runs from base 183 to 512 and encodes 109 amino acids.